This is a messenger RNA of Medicago truncatula (barrel medic), 2878 nucleotides long. Its product is annotated as cation/H(+) antiporter 19. The coding region runs from base 210 to 2645 and encodes 811 amino acids. Gene Ontology annotation, molecular function: antiporter activity. Gene Ontology annotation, cellular component: membrane; endomembrane system. The record is from RefSeq and is a predicted model, not a curated record. Gene Ontology annotation, biological process: regulation of pH; proton transmembrane transport. The transcript is spliced from 4 exons. NCBI's taxonomy places the organism in Eukaryota, Viridiplantae, Streptophyta, Magnoliopsida, Fabales, Fabaceae.
UGUACUAUCUUAUUUGAUGAAUACAAAAUUAAUUGCACACAUAACUAACUAAGUGCAAUUGAGAAGGUGUGAAAUUAUUCCUCAAAUUUCUUCCGUAGAAGAAAUCAAAGUUUCAUAUCAGGAGUAUCGAUCGAUCGAUCAUUCAUAAUAACCAGCAACGUUAAUUUUUGAAGCGAUCUGAAUAAUCUUGGUGGUGCUGCCGCGACAACAUGGCGACGCCUAAUGUGACAUGUCCUGCACCGAUGAAAGCCACGUCUAAUGGUGCUUUCCAACACGAAAAUCCUCUCGAUUAUGCACUUCCGUUGUUGAUUCUUCAGAUAUGUGUGGUUGUCACGUUCACUAGAUGUAUUGCAUACCUUUGCAAACCACUCAAACAACCUCGAGUCAUUGCAGAAAUCAUUGGAGGAAUACUGCUUGGACCAUCAGCAAUAGGUCGAAGCGAGAAAUUCCUACACACAGUUUUCCCAAAGAGAAGCUUAACAGUCCUAGACACACUAGCCAACAUUGGUCUUUUGUUCUUCUUAUUCCUAGUAGGUCUUGAACUCGACAUGCGUUCAAUCCGUAGAACAGGUAAAAAAGCCUUAGCAAUUGCCCUUUGUGGAAUCACAUUCCCAUUUGUUCUUGGCAUAGGAACAUCCGUUGUUCUUAGAGCCACAAUCUCCAAAGGUGCACAACCUGUCCCUUUCCUUGUCUUCAUGGGUGUUGCUCUCUCAAUCACAGCAUUUCCCGUCCUCGCUCGAAUCCUAGCUGAGCUCAAACUGCUAACCACGGAUGUUGGUCGUAUAGCAAUGUCAGCAGCUGCUGUUAAUGAUGUUGCAGCCUGGGUACUUCUUGCUCUAGCCAUAUCAUUAUCUGGCGAUGACACGUCGCCCCUGAUUUCACUUUGGGUUAUGCUCUGUGGUACUGCUUUUAUUCUCUUUGCAGUUUUUGCUAUAAGACCGUUGCUUGCAUACAUGGCUAAGCGUUCCCCUGAGGGUGAACCUGUUAAAGAGCUUUACAUUUGUAUCACAUUGACAUUGGUUUUGGCUUGUAGUUUUGUUACUGAUACUAUUGGAAUUCAUGCAUUAUUUGGUGCUUUUGUUAUUGGUAUAAUUAUGCCUAAAGAUGGUCCUUUUGCUGGUGUUUUAAUUGAGAAGAUUGAAGAUCUUGUGUCUGGAAUCUUUUUGCCACUCUAUUUUGCUUCUAGUGGUUUGAAGACAAAUGUGGCUACUAUAAGUGGAGGGGUUUCUUGGGCACUAUUAUUACUAGUUAUAUUUACUGCUUGCUUUGGAAAAAUCGUUGGUACAAUCUCAGUAUCAUUGCUAUGCAAGGUGCCUUUUAGAGAAGCUCUUGCACUUGGAUUUCUCAUGAACACCAAGGGAUUGGUUGAACUCAUUGUUCUCAACAUCGGAAAGGAUCGCAAGGUACUAAAUGACCAAGCAUUUGCAAUUUGUGUUCUUAUGGCAUUAUUCACAACCUUCAUCACCACCCCAAUAGUGAUGGCAGUAUACAAACCAGCUCGAAGAGGAGCACCUUAUAAACACAAAACAGUCCAACGCAAAGAUCAAGAAUCAGAGCUCAGAGUCUUGGCAUGUUUCCACAGCACACGCAACAUCCCUACACUAAUCAACCUUGUAGAAUCAUCCCGAGGAACCCGAAAGCGAGGAAGACUCUGUAUCUAUGCAAUGCACUUGAUGGAACUCUCAGAAAGAUCUUCAGCUAUCUCCAUGGUUCACAAAGCACGUAACAAUGGAAUGCCCUUUUGGAACAAAAAACAAAAUGAUGAAGAUCAAAUGGUUAUCGCUUUCCAAACCUAUGGAAAAUUGAACAGUGUCAAUGUUCGUCCCAUGACAGCCAUUUCUGCUCUCAGCAACAUCCAUGAAGAUAUUUGUACUAGUGCUCAUCAAAAGCGUGCCUCGAUAAUACUCCUUCCAUUCCAUAAACACCAGCGUAUAGAUGGAACGAUGGAGUCAUUAGGACAUUCAUUUCAUGUAAUGAAUGAGCUUGUGUUGAGUCAUGCACCUUGUUCUGUUGGAAUUUUGAUUGAUCGCGGUCUCGGAGGAACAAGUCAAGUUCAAGCAAGUGAAGUUUCCUUUAAGGUUGUUGUAAUCUUCUUCGGAGGACGCGACGAUCAUGAAGCACUUGCUUAUGGUAUGAGAAUGGCAGAACAUCCAGGAAUUUUACUCCAUGUUGUUAAGUUCAUUUCUCCACCUGGAAUGACAUUGUCUUUUGGUGCUAAAUUGGUUGGUGUAGCACAAGAUAAGAGCAAAACAGUUGUGAUUGAUGAUAUUGAAGGUAGCCAUGAUGGUAGUAAAAAUCAAGAUGAACAACUCUGGAGUGAAUUCCAUAGUGCAAAGAGCAUGAAUGAAGAGUCAAUUAAGUAUGAGGAAAGGAUGGUUGAAAGUAAAAAUGAUAUUGAGACAGCAUUGAAGGAAUUGAGUAAGAGUAAUUUGAUAUUGGUUGGUAGAAUGCCACCAGUUGCACCAUUGGUUAGUAACAGUGAUUCUGCUGAACUUGGACCUAUUGGAAGUUAUAUGGCUUCUUCUAGUUUCUCAACUUCUGCAUCAAUCUUGGUGAUUCAACAAUAUAAUUCAACUACUGAUAUUCAUCCUCUUGUUAUGGAGGAAUUGGAUUGUCCUGAAGUGCCAGACACACCAACACGUUAGUGAAUUAAUUAAUGUGCAUGUCAUCAAAGGAAUGAUGGUGGUUAUUUAUAUGGUUUAUAUGUACUUUAUGUAUAUAUAAAUGAAAUGAAGGUGACUUUGGAAGCUUUCAGAGCAAGACUAUACUAUACUGGCGGAAUUAGACACUUUAUUAGUCUAUAUCCGUGACAUUUUAAAGUUGUUGGAUAUUUAUAUCGCAUUAUUGUACCCAGACAAUGUAUGGUUUGAAUUUUAUA